Molecule: messenger RNA, 3784 nt
Organism: Caenorhabditis elegans
Lineage: Eukaryota; Metazoa; Nematoda; Chromadorea; Rhabditida; Rhabditidae
Gene: rpoa-2
Product: DNA-directed RNA polymerase I subunit RPA2 homolog
Exons: 10
Coding region: 15-3398 (1127 amino acids)
Biological process (GO): DNA-templated transcription
Cellular component (GO): nucleus; nucleolus
Molecular function (GO): ribonucleoside binding; DNA binding; DNA-directed RNA polymerase activity
Source: RefSeq, marked reviewed
CAAGUUUUCAGGCGAUGGACUGCGACAUAGCGUCGUAUCAUGUCGAUUCAUUCGAUUUUCUUGUUUCAAAAGGAUGUCAAUUUGCUGCCCAAGCUGUUCCUGCAGAAAAAUUCCGUCUGAAAAACGGCGAUGCUGUUACAAUGAAGUUCACGUCGGCUCAACUUCAUAAGCCAACGCUAGAUACCGGAGCGAAGCUCACCAGUGACACUCUUCCUUUACUUCCCGCGGAAUGUCGACAACGUGGACUGACAUAUGCUGGAAAUUUAAAAGUUGGAAUCGAUGUCCAUGUGAACGGAAGCCGGUUGGACAUUAUUGAAAUUAUUUUGGGAAAGGUACCAAUUAUGCUCCGAUCCGAAGGUUGCCAUCUCCGUGGAAUGUCUCGAAAGGAACUUGUAGUUGCCGGUGAAGAGCCAAUCGAAAAAGGAGGAUAUUUCAUUGUAAAUGGAUCAGAAAAAGUGAUUAGAUUGCUGAUCGCGAAUCGAAGAAACUUUCCAAUCGCAAUUAUCAGAAAAACAUUCAAAGAGAAAGGAAAAUUGUUCUCGGAAUUUGGAGUUAUGAUGAGAAGUGUUAAGGAAAAUCAUACGGCUGUAAUGAUGACUCUUCAUUAUUUGGACACUGGAACUAUGCAGUUAGCACUUCAAUUCAGACGGGAAAUCUUUUAUGUACCGUUGAUGUAUAUUGUGAAGGCUUUAACUGAUAAGAAUGAUGCAGUGAUUAGUGCUGGAUUCAAAAGAGGAAGAAAUCAAGAUCAAUUCUAUUCAUCUUGCAUUCUCAAUAUGCUUGCUCAAUGUCAAGAAGAAGAAAUUUUGAAUCAAGAAGCCGCCAUUAGAGCCAUCGGUUCUCGUUUCAGAGUAGCCGUAUCUGAUAGAGUUGCUCCAUGGGAAGAUGAUCUUGAAGCUGGUCGAUUCAUCAUUCGGGAAUGUGUACUUAUACAUUUGGAUAGUGAUGAAGAGAAAUUCCAUACUCUUGCGUACAUGACACAGAAACUCAUUGCACUUGUGAAAGGAGAAUGUGCUCCAGAGACACCUGAUAAUCCACAAUUCCAAGAGGCCUCUGUUUCAGGACAUAUUCUUUUGUUGAUUCUGAGAGAACGAAUGGAGAAUAUCAUUGGAAUGGUUAGGAGAAAAUUGGAGUACAUGAGUUCAAGGAAGGACUUCAUUUUGACAUCCGCCGCUAUUCUAAAAGCACUUGGAAAUCAUACUGGUGGUGAAAUCACUCGUGGAAUGGCAUAUUUCCUUGCAACAGGAAAUCUUGUGACUCGUGUCGGUCUUGCUCUUCAACAAGAAUCUGGUUUCUCAGUUAUCGCUGAAAGAAUCAAUCAACUUCGUUUCGUUUCUCACUUCCGUGCAAUUCAUCGUGGUGCAUUCUUUAUGGAAAUGCGAACCACAGAUGUUAGAAAAUUGAGACCAGAAGCAUGGGGAUUUAUUUGUCCUGUACACACUCCUGAUGGAGCUCCAUGUGGUUUAUUGAAUCACGUAACUGCAUCAUGUAGAAUUGUCACUGAUCUCUCUGAUAAUUCAAAUGUUCCGUCGCUUCUUGCUGAAUUGGGAAUGUAUACACACAAAACUGUUGCAUUGGCACCGCCAGGUGAAGAGCUUUAUCCAGUUCUAAUGAAUGGAAGAUUCCUUGGAUAUGUUCCAAUUACUAAAGCUGCUUCAAUUGAGAGAUAUCUACGAUGUGCAAAAGUUGCGAAAGAUGCAAGAAUUCCUUAUACUUCGGAGAUUGCACUUGUUCGUCGAUCCACGGAUAUCAAGAAUAUUCAAACUCAAUAUCCAGGAAUCUACAUUCUCAGUGACGCUGGACGUCUCAUUCGUCCAGUACGUAAUCUAGCAAUGGAUGCUGUUGAACAUAUCGGAACUUUUGAACAAGUUUAUCUCUCAGUUGUACUUGAUCCAGAAGAGGCUGAACCAGGAGUCACUAUGCAUCAAGAAUUGCAUCCUUCUUGCUUAUUUUCAUUUGCUGGAAAUUUAAUUCCUUUCCCAGAUCAUAAUCAGUCACCACGUAAUGUGUACCAAUGUCAAAUGGGUAAACAAACGAUGGGAACCGCCGUACAUGCAUGGCAUUCACGUGCUGACAACAAAAUGUAUCGUCUACAAUUUCCACAACAACCAAUGCUAAAACUGGAGGCUUAUGAGAAAUACGAAAUGGAUGAAUAUCCAUUGGGUACAAAUGCUUGUGUUGCUGUGAUCUCCUAUACAGGAUAUGAUAUGGAAGAUGCUAUGACAAUCAAUAAAGCAUCAUAUCAAAGAGGUUUUGCACAUGGAACAGUUAUCAAAGUGGAGAGAAUUAAUUUGGUGACCGAGAGAGAACGAAAAACGAUUUUCUAUAGAAAUCCCCGAGAAGAAAUCAAAACCGUUGGACCAGAUGGUUUGCCGAUUCCAGGAAGACGAUAUUUCCUCGAUGAAGUGUAUUAUGUCACAUUCAAUAUGGAAACUGGAGAUUUCAGAACUCAUAAAUUCCAUUACGCUGAACCGGCAUAUUGUGGUUUGGUGAGAAUUGUUGAACAAGGAGAAGGCGAUUCUGGUGCAAAACAUGCUUUGAUUCAAUGGAGAAUUGAGAGAAAUCCAAUUAUCGGUGAUAAAUUCGCUUCGAGACACGGACAAAAAGGAAUUAAUUCAUUCCUAUGGCCUGUUGAAUCACUUCCAUUCUCAGAAACCGGUAUGGUACCUGAUAUUAUUUUCAAUCCUCACGGUUUCCCAUCUCGGAUGACAAUCGGUAUGAUGAUUGAGAGUAUGGCUGGAAAAGCGGCAGCUACGCACGGAGAGAAUUAUGAUGCAUCGCCAUUUGUUUUCAAUGAAGACAACACAGCAAUCAACCAUUUUGGAGAAUUACUCACAAAAGCAGGUUAUAAUUACUACGGUAACGAAACAUUUUAUUCGGGAGUUGAUGGACGUCAAAUGGAGAUGCAAAUCUUCUUUGGAAUUGUUUAUUAUCAAAGACUUCGUCAUAUGAUUGCUGAUAAAUUCCAAGUGAGAGCCACUGGACCAAUUGAUCCAAUUACUCAUCAACCAGUAAAAGGAAGAAAAAAGGGAGGAGGUAUUCGAUUUGGAGAAAUGGAAAGAGAUGCUAUUAUUGCACAUGGAACAUCUUUCGUGUUGCAGGACCGUCUUCUCAACUGUUCGGAUCGUGACGUAGCAUACGCUUGUCGUCGUUGUGGAUCCCUAUUGUCCGUGUUGAUGUCCAGUCGUGCAGGAUCACAUUUAUUGAAAAAGAAAAGGAAAGACGACGAACCAUUGGACUACACGGAAACUCAACGAUGUCGUACGUGUGAUAAAGAUGAUCAAGUUUUCCUGCUUCAAGUUCCUCGUGUCUUCCGUUAUUUGACUGCCGAGUUAGCUGCAAUGAAUGUGAAAAUCAAGUUGGGCAUCGAACAUCCAUCCAAAGUAACUGGAAGUUAAUUUCAUUAUUUUUUCAACAUUUCCUUCAUAAUAGAAAUACUGAAAACUUCAUGCAGUUCUCUAAACUUUGAUUUUUAAAAAAUUUCUUUUACACUACACUUUAAUAUUCUCCGUCCCCUAUCCUACAACAAUCUCACGGUUUUUGUCUAUUUUUUGUUAUUUUCUCUUUGCAAGUUGUUUUAUUGUUGAACCUUUUCUGAAAUUUUUGAUUUUUAGCCGAUUUUAGCAAUUUUUGUUACUUUUUUGUUUACCCUCAUCCAAUUUAUUCUGUUUCUAUUGUUCACUUUUUGUUUUGUUUUUUGUUUGAGUUUUUGUUCCUCAAUAUUCCAUAAAGUUGUUGUUAUACAUUUUAUAUGUUUAAGUAAAUCACAUUAAGCACUCUGCAA